UUGGCAUAUAAGCGCAAAAUGAGCAGCAGUCCCGUGCAGCCCGCUUCGCACUGAGCGACCUGAGGAAUUCAACAGGGACCUAUAGACAUCUGCGAGCUCUCAGCAGCAGUGGAUGUACAAUCUGACAGAGAUCCGACUGCCUGCGCUCUUUUUUUCUCCCUCUGUGUGAUGGAUGGAUUUAAAGGCGCCCUAAAUUGGAAAUCUGUCACUCUGCAGUAAUCUCCAGGAAGAUCAGCAUCUGGAAUAUUAAACCUGGGGGAUAUUUUUGAUCACUUUUGAAGGAAUUUAGAGACAAAACAAAAGUAUCCCUCAUAGCAUCAGUGCUUCCCCCAUCAUGAGAAAGUCUCCUCCUUACCCCGGCUGGGUCAGAGCGGCGAGUUUGCUCCUGUGCCUGAGCCAGGGCGUCCUGGCGGCGGUCCUCACCAACUCCACGAGGCUCGAGUCCAUCCUGGAGAAAUACAGGAACAAGGACGAUGAGUGGUGGAGGGCCAGGUCGAGAGGGAAGAGGGCCAUCAGUGAGGGAGACAUGCACCUCAUCCUGGACCUGCACAACAAGCUGAGGGGUCAGGUUCACCCUCCUGCCUCCAACAUGGAGUACAUGGUGUGGGACUACGAGUUGGAGAGGAGCGCGGAGCACUGGGCUCAUACGUGUCGAUGGGAACAUGGGCCAAGCCACAUGUUGACGCAAAUAGGCCAAAACCUCGGAGCACACUGGGGCAGGGACCGACCCCCGACAUACCAUGUCCAGGCCUGGUAUGAUGAAGUGAGGUACUACAGCUAUCCGUACUCCCAGGAGUGUAACCCACAUUGUCCGUUUAGGUGUUCAGGACCUGUCUGUACUCACUACACUCAGUUGGUUUGGGCGACUAGUAAUCGUAUUGGCUGUGCCAUCAAUGUGUGUUACAACAUGAAUGUAUGGGGAAUGAUCUGGGCCAAAGCUGUCUAUUUGGUCUGCAACUACUCUCCACCGGGCAACUGGUGGGGUCAUGCUCCAUACAAAUAUGGAGCUCCCUGUUCUGCCUGUCCAGCCAGCUAUGCAGGAGGCUGCAGGGACAACCUCUGCUAUAAAGAUGGGGGUGUUGACAGGCGUCCAGCUCCUGAGAUUGAGGAAACCAACUACAUUGAACCCGAACCAGAACCAGUAAGAGACAGAGAGCCCCAACCUAGGGCUCAGUCACCAAACCCUUCGCCCAACGACAACCUAGAGAGAAACCAAGUCGUCAGCACGGAGCAGAUGUCCCAACAGGUCGAAUGUGAGACCAAACUGAGGGAUCAGUGCAAGGGAACAACCUGCAACAGAUAUGAGUGUCCACCUGGUUGCCUUGACAGUCCUGGAAAAGUAGUUGGGACUGCAUUUUAUGACAUGCAAUCCAGUGUGUGUGGAGCUGCGCUGCACUCUGGUGUUAUUGAUAAUGAUGGAGGAUGGUUGGAUGUGACCAGACUGGGCAGAAAACAACAGUUCAGCAAGUCAUACAAGAAUGGUAUUCAAUCCAUUGGGAAAAACCGAAGUGCAAAUUCCUUCAAAGUAGACUCAGUGCCUGUCAAGGCAGUGAGAUGUGAUACCACAGUAGCACUUUUCUGCCCUUUCAAGAAACCUGUACGACACUGUCCCAGGUUGUAUUGUCCCAGGAACUGUUUACGGGAUAGCCAAGCCCGAGUCAUUGGCACAAAAUACUACUCCGAUAAAUCCAGUAUCUGCAGAGCAGCCAUUCAUGCUGGAGUGAUCCAGAAUGAAUCAGGAGGUUACCUUGAUGUGAUGCCAGUCGACAGAAGGAGGCAGUACAGUGGCAGCUAUCAGAAUGCCAUCACCUCAGAAAGCCUAGUGAACCCCACAGGAGGAAAAGCCUUCAGAGUGUUUGCAGUCAUCUGAAAAACCACUCUCAAAGGACAAAGUACCAUCAAACAUGGCCACUUCAUAUCCAGCAAACCCACUCAUUAUGAACUUACAACCUACAAUUACAUUCGUUCCUGCAGUCAAUAAAUCAGCGUUUCUGCUCCUGACGCUAAAAGUGUAACAUGCCUCUAUUCAAGGCUUCUCUAUCUUUGGUCACGAGUGAAUCACUGUCCAAUAACAGAGCAGCAAAUUAUGUUUGUUUAAUGAUGCAUUCGGAUGUCUCUUGCCUUACAUCGUUCCCUAAAUUUGAAAGCUUACUGUAACACACACAUGGGGCUGCCAUGCAUCUUUGGCAGACAUGGUGUGGUGACAUCAUGUUUUUUUAACACUCAAAGUUGCAUAUACACCACUAAAUUUAGCACCAAUUUCAACCACCUCUUGUAAUUUCAGAACUUAAAAGUAAAAGUCUAAAAUCAAAGCUUUUCGCAGAGCAAUUCAAGACGUGGCAUACAUCAUUUCCAUGUACGCCAGGUAAAACAGCACAGCAAUUUAGCCCUUCCAUUGGGGCUAAUUCACAAAGUGACUCAUAAUAUCUUCUUGUACAAUGUGCCUUUAUUUAAUCAGACUAUUGGUGGUCAGAGGUUCCCAUCCCACUUUGCCAAACAGGUGUCUGGUGUAUUCUGUGGAGGCCCAAACUGGAUGUACAGUAUAGGAAAAGUGAUUAACCAGAAAUAAUCACAAUAAUGAAAUAAACUGGAUGACUGAAGGGCAGAAAAAAAAGAAGUAACAGCACUUUUUAUUAGGUAACUUUAACAACAUUGUUUUAAUAUUUUCAGUAUGGUAAUCUCAUUUAUUUUCCCUCAAGUAUACGAACUACAGAGACUUUAAAAUCUCCUACAUUUUCCUGUUUUCAUGCCUCGAGAUUAGAAUUUGGCCGAGGCUGUCUUGCUCUUUUGAUACCAGAUGAAACAAGUGUGUGGUGGACGUGACUGAAGAACAUGCCCUAAAACUGCUUUAUUGAUUAUUUUACUCUAAAUGUUACCAUGAUUUUCAAAUUUGGCACCAUGCUAAAUUAAAACAGUCUUGAAAUUAACAAUUGAGACCAUAAACCCAGUGGGAAAAUGUUCACUGAGGAAACAAUCAUUUUCUUACUGACCUCUACACAAAUGGAACAAUUGUUUUAUUUCUAAAAAGUCUGGUUAGGACCUCCAUAUGUUGUAUGUCUGAUUACAGUAUAUAGUAUAGCAAUAAUGCAGGCAGUUUAAAUGCAAAUUGUAUAUUUUUGUAUAUAUUACUGUAAAUAAUAUUGAAAACAUGCUUGAAAUGCUUGCUACUGUUGCCCUUUUCAUUCACAUUUCUAACAUUUCGCAAUAAACAAUAGAUGGUGAUACAGCUUCUGCAUGCAAAACGUAUAUUUGCCACUCGAGCUUUUAUUUUUAUAAAGGACAAAUUCCACCAUAAUGCCAUAAAACCGACGUUUGUAAAUACUGUGUGUGUGUGUAACAUAUAUAUGUAUUUUUUAUGUUAUACUGCAUUUCCCAGCUUUUAUUUGUAUAACUGGAACCUGGCUGGCCAGGUAUGUGCAUGGUGGAAAUCACAAUUAAAAUACUUCAAAUUUUUAUAUUUA
Messenger RNA from Amphiprion ocellaris (clown anemonefish), 3461 nucleotides. Its product is annotated as cysteine-rich secretory protein LCCL domain-containing 1-like. The coding region runs from base 335 to 1870 and encodes 511 amino acids. Gene Ontology annotation, cellular component: extracellular region. The transcript is spliced from 15 exons. The record is from RefSeq and is a predicted model, not a curated record. Lineage: Eukaryota; Metazoa; Chordata; Actinopteri; Pomacentridae.